CUGUGGUGCUAUGAGGUGCGGUGCCAAAACAUUGUUCCUCUUCACUAGAAAAGAUCACCUGUUCCUCACUGUCCCUAGCCGCGCCGUUGCGUCGCUGCCGGUAAUUGUACCGUCUCUUGACGGGUGAAAGCCUGCCGUCCUGGUCCUGGACAUCGUGUAAGGGAUUGUUGCGGAGUUGAGUAAAACCGGUGUCAAGUCUGCACAUACUUAAUUGUUCCAAAAUUUGACGUGUAGUGUGGCAAUUAGUGAAGAGGUUCUUCCAAUAGAAGUCCAAGCAGCAAAAUGAAUGGAAGAGUAUUGUAGCUCUGCAGUAAUUGCAUUCUCACCUCCCUGCCUCGAUGACAGAGUUUCAGAUCACACCCGCAGAAAAAAAAAAGAAGAAACGUGUUUCAUUUUGCUUUUCUCUGAGCAUGUAUGACUCGUGGACAGACUGACAAUACUAGUUCUAGAUGUUCAGAAAAUAGAAAGAUUUGAUGCUUCAAUCCUUUUCCCUUCUGUUGAUGAGGGGUUAAGUGGAGCUGGCCUUUGCCUAUAUAUUUCAGUAGCAGUCUCUUCCCUUAUGUAAUGGAAUUAAGUCUGCCGAGUGGUUUCUUCUUUCUUUUUCAGAACAAGGGUUUUUGGAUGGCAAAGGGUGAUGGACAUAUAACUGAUGCAGGCUCAGCAUUUGGUAGUUCAUCCACAAUUGAACAAAAGCGAUCUCAUCAGUGGUUUAUGAGUGCUGCCGAAUCGGAGCUGUUUCCCAACAAGAAGCAAGCAAUCAAAACUCCAAAUAACAAAUCAAGUUUGGAAAUUCCUGGUGCAAAUGUUGCAUCUUGGCAUUCUGGUUUCCAGUCUGCCCCAAACCAACUCAUCGACCGUUUGUUUGGGUCUGAAACAACGCCUGUAAAUUUUGAUGAAGGGAAUGUAUCUCCUGUUGAAAUGACUGACUCGAGGAUUAGAAGAAAGGGUAUUAAUGACCGCUUUGAAGACUUGCCGAUUGAUUUAUCUAUAUCUCAGGCUAUUGAAGAUUCGGUAACGUGUAUAAGCUAUGGUGAUUUCAGAAAAGCCAAAAUUAAUCCGAUUAGGGACUCUGAUAAUGGUUUGGCAGCUCCAAAGGAAAACAGUGUCAAUGGGGAAAGCUCCAGUGACAUCUCUGCAGAUCAGGCAUUUGGCAGGGAAAAUGAGAGUGAUUUUAUUUCCAUGUCUCAGGCCAAUGAUAAGGGGGUUGACAAUAUUACAUUAAUGGGUCAUCUCUACAACAGAGAAGACACCCAUAUUGGUUCAGCAGGUUCUGCCAGUGUCAAGGGAGAUGAGAAUGCCAUCUCAAUUGGGGACACUUUUGGCGUGGGGGAUGCAAAUAUGAUAUCUUUUGGACGAUUUCACGAUGAACCUGAUUUUAUGCGUGUGGGCCGACCCAUCAGUGGGUAUGGCCCGUCAUAUAAUCAUUCUUCGGGUCAAACAUCAGUUGCACCUGCUUCCUGCGAGAAAGAGUUGGAUGCAUCAAAUGUACGUGCAGUUGUGGGUGCUAAACUGGUAGCAAAACCAAGUCCUGGAUAUGCUUCCAAAAGUAAGCCAGAGUUUAAAACAACAAAAAAAGAGGCUCCAAACAGUUUCCCUUCAAAUGUCAGAAGUUUGAUAUCAACCGGUAUGCUUGAUGGAGUGCCUGUAAAGUAUGUGUCCUUAUCGAGGGAGGAGCUUUGCGGAGUUAUAAAAGGUUCUGGCUAUCUUUGUGGAUGUCAAUCAUGUAACUAUUCCAAGGUGCUCAAUGCAUAUGAGUUUGAGCGACAUGCUAGUUCCGAGACAAAACACCCAAACAAUCAUAUAUACUUUGAAAAUGGAAAGACUAUCUAUCAGAUAGUACAAGAGCUAAGGAGCACACCUGAAAGCUUGUUGUUUAAUACAAUUCAAACUGUGUUUGGUGCCCCAAUCAAUCAGAAAGCCUUUCGCAUCUGGAAAGAAUCUUUUCAGGCUGCAACUCGAGAACUUCAGCGUAUAUAUGGGAAGGAAGAAAUAAACUUAUAGUGUUAUGAUCCUGAAGUGUAGAAUGGUAUCUGUUUCCCUAUAAAUAAGUUUUGAGUUAAUUUGGUAAUUCCUGUAAAAUGUAGGAAUAGCCAUUUGGAGACUGGGAGACUGCUGCUUCUCUUUUUCCUGUCAUGGCCAAGUGAGGUCAGGUUCUUCUUAGAGAUUACUUAGAAAACAGUAAGGGAGACUAGCUUGCGAUGGGGGUGCCAUUUUUGUUUUUCACAACUUGCUGUUGUAAAUUUGUAGCUGUAUUUAUGGGCAGGUGAGGUCAGGUUCUUUUGUAAGUUGCAAAUCAGUGGCAAUCUUUCAUCUUUGCACUUUCGCCUUCUUGUAAGGGAACUGAUAACUGUCGUUUAAUUAUAGGAGGGGAUGAAAGCAAUAAGACAGUGGCAGACCCGAUGCUGUAUUAUUUUGGAA
This is a messenger RNA of Tripterygium wilfordii, 2418 nucleotides long. RefSeq lists its product as uncharacterized. The coding region runs from base 565 to 2001 and encodes 478 amino acids. The transcript is spliced from 6 exons. Lineage: Eukaryota; Viridiplantae; Streptophyta; Magnoliopsida; Celastrales; Celastraceae. The record is from RefSeq and is a predicted model, not a curated record.